AUCUUCAAGUGCACAACCACUAAAUAAUUUUGAAACAAAUCAAGUAUCUUCAGUAUCAUAUCAAACCUAGCAGUAUGGCACAAUGGUUCUUGUAGCAAAUAUUCUUCAUAAUGUUGGGGUAAGUAAUACUUCAGCGUAAGCUCGAUCGAAACACUCACAAAUGUAUAGGUUAUGUGGGAUGGGCUAGCGGAUGACAAUCCGGAAGUCGUCAGUUAUCAUUGACCAUUAGACAAAGCAAUUAACAAGCUCAGUCAACAGAACAAGGAGCUGGGAAAGCAAAAUGAGGCUCUUGCAAAAGAAAAUUCUGAUCUGAAAGAACUCCUCAAAGCUAAUAACUUUUCAUGGCUUACGAAACCUGGCUCCAACAUGACAUCUACAUCCCAGAGUCUACCUGCAAGUUCGAGUGGAAACUUGCCAAACGAACUACAACUUCGCAUACUCAAACAUGCCUUGGAAUUAGCACACCCAAUAAUUGACCCAGGAGUUAAGAUCCUUGAGUCUAGUGCCACCGAGUCAGAGCAUGCCGAGCAACAGAACUUUCCCGUUCAGUUUCUGCGGGUAUCAAAGUUCUUCAACGAUGAAGGAGAAAAACUAAUGUUUCGCAACAACGAAUUCAUUUUCACUCAGGUCUUCUCCUUAAAGUGGUUUGUAAAGACACAACCAGAUAUUUGUGCAGAGUUGGAGCAUUUGGAAUUACGUAUUGUCGGCAAAUACUACAAUGAUAGAGACAGCGUAGAUCAUCCCGACGCCCUAGGUCGGUAUUUGACCUCGAAGCUCAAAAUGGAUGUUAUAAAGCGUUGCCCAAGUGUCAAUUUAAGUUGGACUUGUCUGCAAAGCUACUGCUGGCGCCAAAUUUUUGAAUUCCUUCAAGCUCUCCAGUUGCCUGGAAAGCCCACACUCAUGCAGGAGAAAACAGCUUUCAAGAAUUUAAGGUCCAUGGUUAUUGACCUCGCGAAUUUCACAACGAACCUACCUGGUCCUGGUGUUGGUCUGCACAAAAUGGCAAGAGAAAAUCUGGGCCAAAUUCUUGAUGAAAUAUGCAUCCAGGGUUUGCCAAAGUAUAGUAACAGAGCAUUAGCCUUUGAAUGUUUGUCAUAUCUUGUAAGAGAUGGCGGAUUGACUAGUUAUAAACUCGGGCACCGCUUCACAAGCAUCCUGGGAGGUCGUUUCUGGAACCGCUACAUUUAUCAGAGCUUGAAGAAGACUUGAAAAUCAAUCUUGGACAAGCAUUCAAAACACAGCCAGAACACGUUGAUGGGGAAAGUCUGGGGAAGCAUAUUGUGAAAGUACCCUCCAAAACAUUCGCCGGAUAUGAGGGAGAUAAAGUGUAUUUUCAUUCUGCAUUGGGAGCACCUUUUAGGAGUGAGGGAACGGGGAGGAUUGCUGUGUUGAAUUCAGACCUAAUAAAAGCUGUCGAGCUCAAUGGCAUUCAGUUCGAACUAAAUCACGAUCAGGACCUUGAUGAAGAUUUGGAGGAAAUCUAUGGAGAAGAUCUAGUCAACGGCGGGGGAGUUAGCAUGGAAGAAAGCUGGGAUUUUGAUGAAGGUCCGGAUGCUCGAAUAUGUGAUAACUGCAGCGCUAUGUUUGGUUAUCAUUCAGGAGAACGUAAAUCGCUGAAACGAAAUGGCGAAUAUGGAGCUGAAGUUGGAUUUUUUCAGGAGAGAGGCUUACAAUUCGUGUAUGAGAAUGGAGUGCGCGUAGCAUACACGACGUUGGAUUGA
Messenger RNA from Sclerotinia trifoliorum, 1721 nucleotides. The record is from the annotation of a GenBank genome assembly. NCBI's taxonomy places the organism in Eukaryota, Fungi, Ascomycota, Leotiomycetes, Helotiales, Sclerotiniaceae.